Oryza sativa Japonica Group (Japanese rice) is the source of this 945-nucleotide messenger RNA. Its product is annotated as probable carboxylesterase 2. Gene Ontology annotation, molecular function: hydrolase activity. The record is from RefSeq and is a predicted model, not a curated record. Lineage: Eukaryota; Viridiplantae; Streptophyta; Magnoliopsida; Poales; Poaceae.
UUUUAGCUGUAGGACACCGCGCAAAGUGAGUUUUGGUGGAAGACACUCUAAAAAGUUUGAUAUUUGCUGGUGGACACCGUACCGAUUAAAAUAAUAAUUUUUGAUUGGAGAUGAGAGAGAAAUUGCGUGAAACGUCAAAAAUACCCCUGGACCCACAUGUCAGCUCUCCCAUCUCUCUUCUCUAUCCCCUCCUUCUGGCUAGGCCGGGACAUGACGUUGUUCCAGUCCCAGAUCUGGGGCUCGGAGGCCAUCGGCGAGGAGUACCCCGACCCCGAGGGGUGCGCCAUGGGCACCGGGCUGUGGAUGUACGCGUGCCCCUGCACCACCGGCAUGGACGACCCGCGGAUGAACCCCAUGGUGCCCGGCGCGCCGGCGCUGGGGCAGAUGGCGUGCGACAGGGUCAUGGUGUGCGCCGCGGUGGGGGACUUCCUCAGGUGGCGCGCCCACGCGUACGCCGCCGCAGUGGCCGCGGCAAAGGGCGACGCGUCGGUGGAGGUGCUGGAGACGGCCGGGGAGGGCCACGUCUUCCACCUGUUCGACCCCGACGGCGGCAAGGCCAAGGAGUUGCUCAACAGGAUGGUCGCCUUCGUUAACGCCGCCGGCGCGUGAUCUCCGAGUUCGUGGCCACGCGCCAUUGUUUGCUGUUGGGUGUGCGAAAAAUUUUCCUACUUUGAUUUGAUGAACUCUGCCAAGUUGUGAUUGAAUAAAGGAGACAAUGAGUGAUUUUUAUGGUUGCUGACACAGUAUGUGUUAAUGGAAUGCACGAAUUUCCAACAUCUUCAUAUGAGAAAAUUUUGAGCUGCAAGCCUGCAAGCAUUAGAAAUCUUUGGAGGAGAAUGAGAGUGACAGGGCGCAUUCACGAUGGAGAUGAUGAUGCGGUUGUUGGAGGAGAAUGAGAGUGACAUGGCGCAGCCACAGGUCGGCGACGCCACCGGCUCUGGCACG